Brassica napus (rape) is the source of this 966-nucleotide messenger RNA. RefSeq lists its product as uncharacterized. Lineage: Eukaryota; Viridiplantae; Streptophyta; Magnoliopsida; Brassicales; Brassicaceae. The record is from RefSeq and is a predicted model, not a curated record. The coding region runs from base 1 to 966 and encodes 321 amino acids. Gene Ontology annotation, molecular function: nucleic acid binding; RNA-DNA hybrid ribonuclease activity. The transcript has a single exon.
AUGGAGAGUACACAACGAAAUCUGGAUAUGUGGCAGCAGUGGCGUUCAAAAAAUGAGAAGAACGAAAGGCCGCAAAAGGCGCACCUAAUAGACUGGAACAAAGGCGUUUGGAACCUGAAGACGGCUCCUAAACAACUCUUGGUCUGGAAAGUCUUGCGCGGAGCCCUACCAGUCGGCGAAAAGCUUCUUGCUAGACAAAUAAAUGUUGAUCCAAUGUGCAAGAGAUGUGGGAAGCUUGAAUCUAUCAAUCAUCUUCUUUUUCAAUGUGAUUUUGCUGAGACUGUAUGGAACACAGCUCCGUUUGCUCACCGAAUUGAUAGGAGACGAUUGUUAGAUUUGGAAACCGACUGGAUGAGACUGAUAGAGAACCCUUGUCUACCACCGGUGGGUAUUGUUUCAGGACAACUAGCUCCCUGGAUCGUUUGGAACCUGUGGACAGCUCGAAACAAGAUGAUCUUCAAUGAUAAAGUAUUCACGGCAGAAGAAGUAGUGACACAGGCGGUGGUAGCUGCCAGAGAAUGGCUUAACGCACAGAGUAAGGAGGAGAAGCGAGUGACACACCCAAAAUCAGGCAGGACUACAUCAGGUCGGGAAGUUGUGGUGCAGACAGAUGCGGCGUGGAAUGCUACAAGCAAGAGUGCAGGGUUAGGCUGGAGCGUGAAGAACACUGGAAGAAACUCGGGAUUCCAAGCUACAGCUGAGCUACUUGCUCCACCAUUGGUGGCUGAAGGUUUAGCUAUGAGAGAUGCAGUGAAAAUGUGCAAAGAGCUGGGGCUCCGGCAUAUCAGAUACGAGUCAGACUCCUCACAACUCAUGAAGGCUUUAAACUUGAAGACAGAACCUCCAGAUAUCUAUGGGAUCGUCUCUGACAUUAGGAUAGAGUGUAUGGAGUUUGAGAAUUUUCUUUUGUUUGGAUUCCUCGUGAGAGGAACGUUGCUGCUGACCGUUUGGCUAAGCAGGCUCUAA